CCUUUUUUGGCCUUGAAGAACGUGAACAAAAACCAACCACUUGACUUCAGAGUGUAAGGUUUUUUAAGCAAGGAUGUCUGCAAGGUCCUACGAUGUUGUUAUUGUGGGUGCUGGGUUGUCAGGCCUGAGCGCUGCCCGUCACCUUCUGAAAAAGAACUCCAGUCUGAGGGUCCUGCUCUUGGAGGGCAAAGAUCGAGUUGGCGGACGGACGAUGAGUUCCAAACUACCGGCUGCCCAGGGAAAGGAUGUGUGGGACCUUGGAGGACAAUGGGUGGGCAGCUCACAGAUGUAUGUUAUGGACCUGAUUCGGGAACUGGGCCUGGAGACAUAUCCACAGUACACUGCAGGGAAAAAGGUGUACCACAUGGGAGGUCCACGAGCCAAGGUUCGCACCUACACCAACAGUCUUCCCUCGAUGUCUCUGCUCACCCUGCUGGAUCUUAAACACUUCCAGUGGCAGAUUGACAGGAUGUCUCAGUCUCUAUCAAUGGAAGACCCGACUUCUGCUCCCAGGGCCCUAGAGUACGACAGCAUGACUCUGAGCUCCUACAUGGACAAGAAAAUCUGGACUCAAUCUCUGAGGAUGGACAUUGAGUUGUGUACCCGCUCUCUCUUUGGUAUGGAGCCAUCCCAGAUCUCCUUCCUCUACUUCCUCAUGUACUGCAGGGCUGCUGGUGGGAUUUUGCACCUACUGGAGACCACGCCUGGUUCAGCCCAGGAGUCCCGCAUUAAGGGGGGCACUCAGCAGCUGUCUGAGAAGCUGGCAGACCAGAUCGGGAGGGAGAACAUUCACCUGAACUCUGCAGUCUUAGAGAUACAGCAAGGCCCUGAAGGCGCAGUGGUCAGGACGAGACUGGACACCUUUUCCUGCAGAGCUGUUAUUGUCACCUGUCCCCCUCACCUGGCAGCCCAGAUUCAGUAUGUUCCUGCACUGCCGCCGGCAAGGCAGAGGCUCACACAGAGCAUGCCCGUGGGUCACAUGAUCAAGUUCAUUGUCACCUACCGCACGGCUUUCUGGCGAACAAAUGGCUUCUCUGGUGAGAUUGUGGUUCAGCCCUCCAGUGAUUGCCCUUUUUGCAUCACCUUUGAUGCCACCAGCCCCAGGGGGAACCCUGGCUUGGUGGGCUUCAUCUCAGGCGCACAGGCAAAUGACUGGAGCUACAAAACGGUGGAGGACAGGAGAGAUGCCGUCAUACAGAGUCUAGUGAAGUAUCUGGGCCCGGAGGCCUCAGAUUUCAUUCACUACGCAGAGAAGGACUGGGCCAAAGAAGAAUACAAUGGAGGGUGUCCUGUCAAUGUCAUGGUGCCUGGGAUGUUGACAUAUUAUCACCCCAGUCUUCGCAGGCCUUGUGGAAGGAUCCACUGGGCCGGCACCGAGACGGCCACUCACUGGUGCGGAUACAUGAGUGGUGCCAUCCAGUCAGGUCUGCGAGCUGCCCUGGAGGUCCUGGAACGACUUUCCCCCAAGGUCCUCUCCCAGGAGGAGCUCCAGGAGGCCCAGGCUUCCACCACCCACACCCUACCCCACAGGAGCUGGGAUUUAGCCCCCCAAAAAACCUACCUCCCUGUUUGUUUAACAGUAACCACGGUUACACUGGGAGUUGCUCUCCUAUUGGCCAAUCCCUGUUUGUACAAUGAAAUGAUUGAGCAGGGCUCUGCCUUCCUGCAGAAGUUUGGCUUUUGGUGCUAAGUUUAUAAAAAGCAUCAGAAAGCAAUAUGAAUAAAAGCUAAGCUUUCAUAUGGCACUUUUAUGGUGUGGGAGGUGUAUAAUUAUGCUUUAAAACUGGCCAUUAUUUUACUUAUUUAUUGACUAGAGUGCCAAAUCGUUUAUCCAUUUUGUAUACAGAGGCUGUAACCCCGGGCAGCAAGUGGUAUAGUAGUUAAAGCUGUUGUUUUGUAAUUGA
Molecule: messenger RNA, 1904 nt
Organism: Scleropages formosus (Asian bonytongue)
Lineage: Eukaryota; Metazoa; Chordata; Actinopteri; Osteoglossiformes; Osteoglossidae
Product: probable flavin-containing monoamine oxidase A
Exons: 13
Coding region: 74-1690 (538 amino acids)
Molecular function (GO): oxidoreductase activity
Source: RefSeq, a predicted model, not a curated record